Molecule: messenger RNA, 1539 nt
Organism: Chenopodium quinoa (quinoa)
Lineage: Eukaryota; Viridiplantae; Streptophyta; Magnoliopsida; Caryophyllales; Amaranthaceae
Product: eukaryotic translation initiation factor 3 subunit J-A-like
Exons: 7
Coding region: 403-1059 (218 amino acids)
Cellular component (GO): cytoplasm; eukaryotic translation initiation factor 3 complex
Molecular function (GO): translation initiation factor activity
Source: RefSeq, a predicted model, not a curated record
UGGGCUUGCGAUAAUCCGCACUGUCUCAGGACUCUCAACCCAUAAAAAGCAUCAAGCAUACACCAGAACAAAGAGCGCAGACGAUAAUCGUAGCAACUUUGACGAUAGUAUUCCACCAUUCUACUCGCAAAGUAGCUAACUUUUUCCAGACUAAUCAAACCCCCAAUUUCUCCUUUCCUCUAAUCAUCUAUUCUACUUCCAAUUCUUAGAUCUAGGGUUUCGCCCUCUAAACCCUAAUUCAACUUAAUCAAAAUUCAAUUGUAGUUCUUCACUCUAAGUUCAGACCCUUGAAUUCAUCGAUUUGCACCGCGCGAACUCGAACUCAUACGAGAUUCGCGAGGGUUUGAGGUGAAUUUGAUAUCUUUGAAUUGUUGAUUGAUUUCAUCUAACAAGCAUUCAAUCAUGGAGGACGACUGGGAGAAUGAGGACUUCACACCACAAGUUGCCAAAAAGGAUAUCCUGAAAAGUAGUUGGGAUGAUGAAGAUGUUGAUGAUGAUGACGUGAAGGAAUCCUGGGAGGAGGAAGAGCAGGCACCUCCACCAGUUAAAGUACCUGAAAAGCCUGCCAAGAAAGCUGCUUCAAAGGAAACUGGGAAAAAAGGAAAAGAUGUGGAAGAAACAGCGUUGGAUCCUGUCACAGAGAAAUUGCGUCAACAAAGGCUUGUGGAAGAAGCAGAUUACAAGGCCACAACAGAGCUAUUCGCUAGAAAGGGUGAUGACAAGACUUUAGACAACUUCAUACCAAAAUCUGAAAGUGACUUUUUAGAAUACGCUGAGCUGAUUUCUCAUAAGCUUCGUCCAUAUGAGAAGAGUUUCCAUUAUAUUGGGCUACUGAAGGCAGUGAUGAGGCUGUCAACAACUUCUUUAAAAGCUGCAGAUGCAAAGGAAGUUGCCUCCUCUGUUACAGCAAUUGCAAAUGAAAAGCUGAAGGCAGAAAAAGAGGCCAAUGCUGGUAAAAAGAAAACAGGCUUAAAGAAGAAGCAGCUUCUUGUUGAUAAGCCUGAUGAUGAUAUAGCUGUUGGUGGUUAUGAUCCUGUUGAUGAUUAUGAUUUUAUGUAAGCACAUACAGAUCCGUAUAUUCCAGCAUUGAAAUCGGAUACUUUGAUCACAAAAGUUCCAAGCGUCCUUUGCUUCCAUGUGCAAUCUUUGGGCCAUAAUUAUGUUUUGGCCGAGUUGGGGAGAAUAGAUAUCUAUUAGAAUGGCGUCAAUUGCCAAUUCAAUUCACUUGGUUGCAAGUCUGUCUUGUCGGGAGUCAGUUUUUGUUUGCUUGCAUAAUUUUAUAGCUUCAGUCUGAGUUCUGCAAUUGAUUGAUUGUGCAAACCAGUAUUUGAUAUUGCUUCCUAGAUUCACAGUGCAAACCAGUUUUUGAUGUUCUCUUAAAGAGUAACCAUUUUUCAAACUAAUUGUAAUUUGGUUUAUUUUUGACGUCUGUUUGAGUUUAUUCACCUUUUCCAGAAGAACUAAUGCUGGGAGAGGUAGUUUCAGAAGCUUUCUACUUGUGAUUCAAUUGUCCAACUCCACACUAACAGCUAUUCUGUA